This is a messenger RNA of Dermatophagoides farinae (American house dust mite), 567 nucleotides long. RefSeq lists its product as uncharacterized. The record is from RefSeq and is a predicted model, not a curated record. NCBI's taxonomy places the organism in Eukaryota, Metazoa, Arthropoda, Arachnida, Sarcoptiformes, Pyroglyphidae.
AAUGAUGAUGAAUGAGGUAAUUGUUAUUGAUUUGAUUUUCUCAUUUGGAUUGCGACCAACCAAUCAAUUGUUUGAUCAUUGAGUCGUAAGUUUUUUUUGUUUGAUUAAAAAUGUUGAUCCAACCACGAAAAUUCAUUUUAUCGACAGUCAUCCCAAUGAUAAUUGUUGUGGCUGUUCAUCUUCUGACCAUUGAUGGAACAAUUCUCGAUGAUUGUAAGGUUGAUGGUGAUAAAAAUUUGACGGAAAAACGAUACGCACAAUUACAAUCGAUUGAAAUGGAAUAUUUGCUUGCUAAAUCCGAGGCACAAAAGCUAAUCGAAGAAAAUCGAGAAAAAGGCGUACAGGAUGAUAAUCUAAUCAAUCGUUAUGAGGACUUGUUACGAAAUUAUGAACAAUAUGAUUAUAUGAUGAAAAAUGAUCCAGAAAUGUGCGAUGUAUUCAUACAGGAACUGCGGGAUAAUGUUAAUUAUUUUGUCGAAAAAGUUUUGAAACCGCGUAAAAAAGAAUUGAAAGAAAUGUUUUCGGAAUAAAAUUUUUUUAAAUAAUCAAAAAAAUUGCCGGAAAAAC